GAUAUCUUUACAUUUUGGAAUCAAAUCGAUGUAAAUUUUGUAAGAUUUCAUUUAUACCUUUGACAACGUAUCAAAUGCUCGUAGCGUAACAUGAAAUGGAGAGAAGAUGGAGUUUAUGCAUUCUUUUGACUUUUGUGUCAGAGUCUCUUUAUGUCGAUGCAAACUGCGCUGAUGAAAAUGUUACUGGUCUUAAUGGCUUGGAUUUAAGAAGUCCUCAUCUAUCUUGGAAUGGACAGAAUGAGCCAAAAAUAAAUGAUCUUGAUAUUGCGGAAGGCUGGUUUCACACAAAAUUUAAUGGUUGGUCGUACAGGAUGACAGACUCGACGAAUAAACCAAACUACACUAACUGCAAUACCUACUGGCCAAUCUACUUAAAUGGUUCGCAUCCGGCUCUAAGUAAUUUGGUACAUGACACGCCCACUGGCGAGAUGACUGCGUGCUUACGUGAUUAUCUGUAUGAGUGCGAAAUCAGCUAUAAAAUUAAAAUCCGGAAAUGCAAUGAUGUUUUGCACUAUUAUCUAAAACCAACUAAAGGCUUUUCUGGCUAUUGUUUCGAGGAACAAAAAAAGAUCGGUGAUCCAGUACCCGCACCAACAAAUGCUAAACUUGGGACGAUAGAAGUCAUACCAGAGCUGCGUUUUACCAAAAGAGGCGAAGAGUAUAUUCCUCACAUAGAAUUCCGUUGUAAUUUUACAACUCAGGCUGAAUAUUUCUAUACGGUCAACUGGUAUGCAGGAGGAAAAGAGUUUACACCAAGAGGACCUUCAAGGGUUAUGGAUGAUCUCACUCUGAAGGAAAACACACUGAUUAACAAUGGUCUUGGCUUAGGAAUUACAGUAAGCUGUAGUGUUAGUGUGUCUAGCGUUGUGGAUGGGUUAAGGACACCUAUGAAUGCAAGUGCGGAGUUUUAUGCUGGGAUGAAGCUGACAAACCAGACAAUAUAUAUGGACAAGAAGACCAGCGCAUUUGUUGGAAUAACGACAACUGUCCCUCUUGGAUGCCGAUAUGCAACGUACUUAAAAGACCCUACACUUAUUUGUGAAGACGAACUGAAAAUAUUCGACCCAACUCCACAUAACUGCACAUUUGGGAAUAUCAGAACCAAAAGUCCGAGCAUGAAACCGUUCAAUCAGAAAUGUUCGUCCCCCAUCAAGAGUUUAAUCAAAGGUGACACCUUUGAUCCAGAUGUCAGCUAUUACUUUGAAAUUCAGACAACAGAUCACACCUAUAAUGACCACAGCAAGUUUAAUCUGAAACUGCAAUUUGGCAGUGAGGUGUCGCAUCGCAUAUGGAAAAACUAUACACUACCAGAUAUUCAGGUUAUUGUUGUAGACCCAUUGUUGGAGUACAAAGAUAAAAUCUGCUACUCGCGUAUGGAUCCCCAUCAUAGAACAUCAGAUGAGCACUAUUAUAGCAUGCAUCUUGAGGGUACAUUCAUGCUUUACAAACACACUGCGACUGGAAUAGAGGUUCAGAUAGUAACUACUUUAUGCAGGACAAAUGUGACAUGCAUUUGUGCUGUUGCAAUACGAGCAGGAAAGGACGUUUUCAUGAUCAAUGUUUGUGGAUUAGUCUAUUUCCUGGGAUUUACACAUUGUGGUGAAGGUGGAAUUUUGCAGAUUAUAAGAGUUCACGACCAUCUUUAUCAUGUUUAUACACCUAUUGGUACAAAAAUAGUACUCCGUCUGUGGAUGUGGCUGUACAUGUACAUUAAUGUGCACAUUACAAUGGCACCAAAAGACUUGGGAAAAGUAGUCGGAUUAUGCGGAUAUUUUGACAAUAACAAAACAAACGAUUUCAUGCAUAAGGAUGGAACAACUUCUCGUCUUGAUGGAAGCGAUGAUGUUUUUGCAAGUACCUGGAGAGUUGAAAACAACAAAAAUCUUUUUCGGACUUAUAGAAACCUUACAGCCUGGAGUAACGACAACAAGCUGUACUGUAUUUGCAAGAGCAAUAUUAGAGUUGCCGAAGCAUUCUGCUCGCCAUCACAAUACUUGGACUGUGAAAUUGAAGAGUUUGCUAUAACUAAACAACAGUGUACAGUUACAAAGACCCAGAAGAAGAGAAGUGUCAGAUUACGACAAGAUUCAGAUUAUGACAAUGAAUUAAAACGAUUACUGUCGUUGAUGUUACCAGUUAGAAAGCAUAAUAUCAUCAAACGUCGGGAUGAAGGAUCAGUUGUUACAGAAGAAGAAGCCAUGACCUUGUGCACCGAUAAAAUCAAUGGGUCACUGGCUAUGACGUCUUACAGUGAAGUAAGCGGUAAAGAAGACCCCAACGCUGUCGUUUCGCAAUGUGCUUUAGAUGUUCAGGUGACGAACGACAAAUCAAUAUCUGAGCUUCAUGUUGAAUCGGUGAACGAGAUAGUUAAAAUAAUUAUGGAUAAGGAGCCGGUUUAUGUUGCAACCAACAAAGAAAAAGUGGAUAUAUUUUACGAAAAUACGUGUCCAUUAAAUUGUAGCGGCAAAGGAAAUUGUUCAAAGACAAGUAAGUGUGAAUGUGAACAGUUUCUACAUGGUCCAGAUUGUUCAAUAGAUGAAAGGGAUCCACUAAGGAUAGAUGAUAUCGAAGGUGGUGGAUUGUGUGACAUAGCAGAAGGCGAUGAUUGUGCAUGUUUCUAUGUACGAUCUGAUAGGAUUCUUGACGGAUUCAGUUGUAACGUUAAUACUUCUAAGAUAUCUGUUAAUGGGAUCAGGACAAACGUGUCGUCAAAAUUACUCAAAGGAGAAUACAAAGAUAUAUUUACAGGACUAUGUUGUGUUCCUGAAAAUAUUGCAGGAAGGGAUAAUGUAUUUGUAUCAAAUUACAAUAUUUCAAUAAGCAACAACGGUGAACAUUUUGGAAAUGAGAAAAGCGUUUUUGUAUAUGAUUCAACAUGCCAGUAUUUAGAAGAAAGUUUGGACACUGGCAAGAAAUUCUCAUUAAAGGAUGGGCAUUGUUUUAUAGAAGGUUAUUGCUUUUCUGAAUAUGAAAUGUCAUUAUAUGGCUGUUUAGCGUGCGUACCACCAACUGCUAGAUACGACUGGUCAGAAUACAAUCCCUGUCAGAAUGGUGGCGUCUGCAGUAACAGAACUAUCGGAUAUACAUGCGAUUGUGUUGAUGGUUACGGAGGAAUGAACUGUGAAUCCGAAAUCGAUGAGUGUUUAUCAUCUCCAUGUCAAAAUGGCGGGAAGUGUACAGAUUUGUCCAAUGCAUAUUUGUGCGAAUGUCUGGACGGAUUUGCUGGUUUAAGUUGUGAAACUGAUGUGGAUGAAUGUGCUUCAAACACAUGUCAAAAUGGAGCUGUAUGUAUGGACCAAGUGAAUAUGUAUCAGUGUAACUGCUCUGCUGGAUACGAAGGACUAUACUGUGAAAUAGAUAUAGAUGAAUGCGAGUCCAAUCCAUGUCAGAAUGAUGGUACCUGUAACGAUCGUGUCAAUGAAUAUGCAUGUGAAUGUGCCCCAGGAUAUUUUGGCACCGAUUGUUCUACUGACACAAAUGAUUGUGAAUUAAACCCCUGCCAAAACGGGGGCUCCUGUGUUGAUGAAGUCAAUGGACGUCUGUGUAAUUGCAUAGAUGGAUAUGACGGCAUAAACUGUGAGCUAAACAUCGAUGAAUGUUCUUCUUACCCAUGUCAAAAUGGUGGUGUCUGCAAAGAUGAUGUUGCUGGCUACAACUGCGUCUGUUCCGCAGGUUAUGAGGGACCGAUAUGUGAAUUUGACAUCAAUGAAUGCUCUUCCAACCCAUGUCAAAACGGUGGUAUCUGUAAGGAUUACAGUGCUGGAUACAACUGCAUCUGUUCUCAAGGAUAUGUGGGUUCCUUAUGUGAAACUGAUAUCAAUGAAUGUUUAUCCAAGCCAUGUCAAAAUGGUGGUACCUGUAAGGAUGAUAUUGCUGGCUUCCACUGCAUCUGUCCAGAAGGUUAUAAGGGCCCCUUUUGUGAAACAGAUAUUAAUGAAUGCUCUUCAAAUCCGUGUCAACAUGGCGCAAGCUGUGAAGAUCAUGUCGCUGAGUACAGUUGCAAUUGUGCCGCUGGAUAUGGUGGAACUAUGUGUGAAACUAACAUCAACGAAUGUUCCUCAACCCCAUGUCUGAAUGGUGGAUUAUGCGAAGAUAAAGUAAACGGGUUUACGUGUUUAUGUGAUGCAGGUUUCUAUGGUGUUAACUGCGAUACAGAUAUCAAUGAUUGCGAGUCCAAUCCAUGUUUGAAUGGCGGCACGUGUACAGACCAAGUGAAUGGAAGAUUGUGUACUUGUCCCCCUGGAUAUGAUGGAACAAGUUGCGAAAUAAAUAUCAAUGAAUGUUCAUCAAAUCCCUGUCAACAUGGCGGUACUUGUAAAGACAGUGUUAACGAUUUUUCAUGUGUUUGUUUGCCUGGAUAUGGUGGUACUCAAUGCGAAAACGAUAUCAAUGAAUGUUCAUCCAAUCCAUGUGAACAUGGCGGCACUUGUGAAGAUAGUGUUAACGGUUAUUCAUGUACCUGUUUGCCUGGAUAUGAUGGUACUCACUGCCAAAACGAUGUCGACGAAUGCUCGUCGAACCCAUGUCAGAACGGCGGCACGUGUGUAGAUCUGGUAAAUAGUUUUACAUGCAAAUGUUCUGCUGGAUAUGAAGGUACAGCCUGUACAGAUGAUAUCAAUGAAUGUGACUCGGAGCCGUGCAGAAACGACGGAAUAUGUACAGAUAUUAUUAAUGGGUACACUUGUACUUGUGCAGAUGGAUAUGAGGGUGUUGACUGCAGCUUUGAUAUCAGUGAAUGUUCAUCCAAUCCAUGUCAACAUGGGGGUACUUGUAAAGAUAGUGUUAGCGGUUAUUCAUGUACCUGUAUGUCUGGAUAUGAUGGUACUCACUGCGAAAACGAUGUUGCCGAGUGUUCAUCUCGUCCAUGUCAAAAUGGUGGUACUUGUAAAGAUCUUGUGAAUGGAUAUGCAUGUGAAUGUGUUUUAGGAUUCGAGGAUUCAAACUGUGAAACAGAAAUAACCCCAGCAAGUACAGAGAAACCGUUGUCAAGAAUUGGACGGACACAAAUCGUUAUGGUGUUUGCUGUCAGUACAAAUAGUGUUAAUUUAACAGAUCAAGAUGUUAAUAAAACCUUUACAGAUAAGCUGAUGAAUUACUUUAUAACGACAAUGGGAGACAAUCUAAAGGAGAUAAUUAUACUUGGUUUAAGAUACGGGAGUCUGAUUAUUGAUUUCGAAGUAAAAUAUGUCAACGUUACAACUGCAAUAAAUGAUUUGGUAAAAGCCAGUAUAAAUCUCGUCAGUGGCGCUGAAACACUAGAACUUCUUACCGAGAAUGUUUCGGCAACAUCAGUCAAGAUAAAGGACGUAACUGUUACAAAUGAAACGUUCAAAGAUGAGAUAACCCUUUGUAAAUUGUACAUGUCAUUAAAUGGGUUAUGUGAGGACACACACCAGUGUUCAAUAAUUGAUGGGAAUCCUGUGUGCAUACCAAAUGAAGCCAAAUCUGGUGAAGCAGUGGACGUCGUUGUGGUGGUCUGUUCGAUAGUAGCUCCCGUCGUCGUUCUUGCAAUUGUAUUGGGUGUAAUAAUAGUCAAAAGGAAGUCAGAGAGUCAUGAGAGAUACUCUCCAAAUGAUGCAGAAUUACACGGACUUUAUGAUAACCCAUUACCAGUACAAGAUAUACAGUAUGUUCAAAAUAGACGUUGAAACUAUGGACAUCACAGUAAACAUUUGUUCUGCAGUAUGGCAAAAUACUCGUUUAGAAUUAUUUAUUUGAUUACUGGGAUGGAUGGAAAAGGAAAUCCACUGUACCUAUCUAGUUAUUUACGAUGUAUCUUUGGAAUGAAAUAAAUAUCCUCGGAUGACCAAACUGCGCCACUCUAAGCUUUAACUGUAAACGUUAUAUAACUAAAAGAUAUGAGACAAUUAUAGUUCACUUACCAGUUAUGUAAAUCAAAUUUCCAUCGAUUCAUUCAAAAUUCAACAAAAUACUGAAGUAAAUAAAUGCUCUGUCUUCUCAAAAGUUCAGUCAGUCAGUAAACUUCCGCCAUAUUGUUUUGUGCCUAACUCCGCCCCCAGUGUGACGUCAUGCGUAAUAUCAGCAGUCUCGUGAAAUUUACAAUAUUUAAGGCAAAACUUAGUAAUGUUAUUAGUUUCUGAACAAUUGUACAAAAGUAACUUCAAAACACUAAACUGUUUAAACUGUUAUAACUGUGUAUUUUUAUACAAUUUAUUCCUCCUUAUCACAGUGGGGACAUAAAAAUUUGUCACCCUUCCUAAUCACUCUGACAGGAGUACAAUAGAUUAAAUGAACCCAAUGCAUGCAUGGAAGGUCAUUUCUCAUCCCAUCACACUGUGCCCACUUUGCAAACACCAGAGAGACACUUUUAGAUAGCUCAGUAGGCGUGAUCUUUUCACAUACACAGCACAGUGACUGUUCAUCAUCAGAGUCACUGUCACAGCUGGGGAUGUCGGGCAGUAAGUUAAUGUGUGAUGGUCCAGGUUGAUGUUCCAUAGCAGGUGACACUUUUUUUGUUUUUAAUUUCUUCUUUUUAUCAUUACAUUGAGUCUUUCCUGACUGCUUUCUCUUUGAUCCAUUUCCUUUACUUUCAUGGUCCUUCAUCCUGCUUAUAACUUCAUCAGUUACUUGCUUUCCUGCCACAAUCUUACUCAUAGUUUUUCUUGUUUUUCUCUCCUUCUCACAUUUUAUGUUUAUUAGCUGAGAUUCCUUCCUAGCAAAUACUUCAAAGGGAUCAACAGACUUGUCCUGCACCUCAGCACAAUCAUCAACUUCAAUGCCCCCUUCUACAGUGGCCUGGCUGUCAUUUUCAUCUGCUUCUUGGACGUUAUUAGGCUUGUAUACUUCUGCUGGUAUAAGCGAUUCAGCUGGAAUGGCAUCUUUGUCCAAUGGAAAAAUACCAGUACGUUUGAAUGCAGACUGAGCAUUUUCUGAAGAUAAGGCCUUUGUAUAUACACGGCAUGCUACCUCACAUACAUUGUAGAGGGUCAGAGUCGCUUCCGUCUGCCGCAUCAGCUUGUGACAUUCUGAAUUGAAGAUACGUUCGAAAGGACCGUAGCAAGAAACAUCAAGGGGUUGAAGAGUGUGGCUUGUAUGUGGGGGAAGAUAGAAAAAUAUGAUGCCAUUCUCCUUAGCCCACUCACAGAUACCCACAGAAACAUGUGACUUAUGGCCGUCUAAAAUCAACAGCACUUUUUGGUUUUCGCGCCCAGGAAUGAACUUCACAAAAUGAUUCAUUAAAUAAUGUCUGAAAAUAGCUUGGUUGGACGAGCCAGAUUCACUGACCAUUGCAUCUGCUUCCGGGGAUUUUCCGUCAAGAAGCUUUGGGUUCAUUCGUUUCCCUGGAAAAACAAAAAAUGGUGGUAUGGAAGCACCACUUGCACUGAUACAUCCUAGAACAGUCACAGUCUUUCCGCGGCCAGAUGUCACAGCUGGGGGGCAGUGUGAAGAACUUCCAACUAUGUGGGGUGGUUUAUGCUCUGUAGUUAUUCCCUUCUCAUCCAAAUUAUAGAUAAGAUGAGGCUUGUCUGUUAAGGAAUGUUCUUCAAGACAUUGUUUUAGGUUUUCAAAGUAUGUAGAUACAGUACUGUCUGAUGCCAUUCUUGCUCUAGAAUAUUCUAAAUUUCUAGGUUUUAGAACUCGCAGUUCCGGCCAUCGGUUGAGAAACCCCCGUAUCCACUUUAGUGACAAUGAUUCAUCUUUACGUCGCUUACCAAGUUGUACUGCAAGAUCGAAUGCCAAAUUCACACAUUCCUGGCGUGUGUAACCAUACCCAUAAUUUGCCAUUGUUUUAAUGUGAUUAACAAGCUUGGCUUCCUCCAUAAAUGAGAACAAAGGGGGUUUCCCAGUGGUCACAGUAUCAGGAUGCACUUUUCCAUUUAACCUGUCUCUGAGAGUAGUGCGUGGCACAUUAAAUAACCGAGCUGCUGUUUUAACUAGCAUGUUAUUCUCUAUGCAUUCCUGGUAUGCUUGGACAAGUGCAUCUGGUGAAUAAUUCCUAUUAGUACGCCUGAUCUUUUGAGGUUUGGGCUGAAAAUAGAGGGAAAAUGAAAAAAAAUCACUAACAGUACCAGGGACGAAAAACUAUUAAUUAAAAUAAGCUUGGCCUUAAAAUUAAUAUAAAGUCACGUGACUUUCAUUCAUAAAAAUGUAAACAUUGCAGACGUAGCGUCCUGGAUAUUUUUACCUCUACGUUUUGUGUGAAAAAAAGGGAAUUAGAAGGUAAGUUAUUUUGCAUUAAGAAAAAACACAUAAAAACAGUUGGUGGAGAUAAAAUUUGCAAUAUUUACCUGUUUGUGCCGCAUUUUGGCUUGAUUAUUUCUUCAUCGGAUUUACUACGAUAUAGUUAAAAAAAAUUCUCACGGUCACUCUCGCGCGUGGUAAAGUCUCGCGUUAUUACAAGAAAAACAAACAAGAUGGCGCAGUUUGGUCAGUGGCGCAGUUAGGGCAUCCGACGAUAUAUAGGGCAUAUCAAACUAAAGUAAAACUAGAAGCAGAGCUUUAUAAGACAAGUUGGCCGACACUAGAAAUGUGCGUAAGAACGGAACGGAGUGUUUUAUACAUUUGUCAAAAGAAUGCGUUUAAUAAACUUUCUAACAUGGCACAAAUUGAUUUCCAGUUAAACAAAGAAGAAAAUCAAACGCAAUCCUGCGAUAAAUAACGGUUGACGCACGGACCGGUAAGAGAGCAUUAUGACGUCAAUUUUAACGUCAUGUAGCCACCUGACGUCCGAUACAUUACUCCUCGCGUAAAUGAAUUCCAGCAUAAUAUCUAUUGAAAUAUAUCAACGUGCAUGUCAGAAUGAAAACAAUCAAGGCCUUCUUGUGAUUUAUCAUCUAAUUUACCACGGUUCAUCGUUCAGAUGCUUCAUUAUUUAAUUUAUUCAAUUCCUACGCAUCUGAACUCUGAACCGUGGUAAAUUAGACGAUAAACAACACGAAGGCCUUGAUUAUUAAAUAACAUAUGUCAGCACGUGUUAUAAGGAUAUGCUGAGAAAAAAGAGGUCUUGCACCCUAUGUAAAUCGAAUUUCUUUAGGGGCGUGUGGGGGAAAUAAGCAUGUGUAUGGUUAAUAAAUAACUGACCUACACAGAACUCAACUUGUUAGACAGGAGUGUGUAGAAAAUAUUGCCUACACAAAGUCAAUUUAUAAAACAGGUGUACAAGACAGAAAAGUUAGGUAUUAAUUUUACGAAUAUGCUUAGUAACAUAUUGUACCUUGUAAGUGAUUAUGUGACAGUUUUGAAGCUGUACUUUCACAAAUUGCGCCACAUUUUCAUUAUCUUAAUUUAUUGUUACAGACAAAUGGCAGCAUCAUUGUAUUCCAUCAUUGCAUCAGAUUACAUAAUUUAAAUAAUUAACAUACAAUUCUUUAGUUUUCAAUUAAAUAAUCACCAGCUAUAUUGUUUAAUGGCUGGCACGAUGUGAUGGAGUUCCAUCAAUAAUACAUUAUAUGGCUCAGGUUUUUCAUUAAAUCAUGACUGUUUAAAUCACUAUGUGUAUAGCGAAACAUACUGCAAUAUGGGACAAUUCUUGAUAAUUACUGCCACAUUUCGUAUACAUUUUAAGUAUAAUUGCAAUUAAUCCUACUGUAAAGCAUUUUCCAUUCGAAACGCAAACUACCUUGAGUUUUCCGUCUGUAUCAUAAUGUGAAAAACAUAUUUCAUCAACAUCAAUGUGUGUUUGUCUUGUAUUCUUAACAGUAAAAUUUUGUGAUGUCAGAUAAUGGUUACAAAGAUUUGGGAUUGUAUAGAAAUGUAAAAUUUAAUCCAGAUAAGAGCUUAGUCGUAUCCAUUAUCUUCAUUGUUAUGAAUGUGUCAGGAAGUGUCAGUUUGACGCAACCAAGGGGGAGGUUUCUUUAGGUAAAUUUAUUUAUCGUAAAAAUUUCUGGGAAACUGUCAACAUUGCUGUUGCGAAAGGUGCCUAUUUUGGCUGUGAAAGCGGUCAUGAUGGCACUAGCUGUUUUCUGAAAAUUAGUUCCAGUGUAGAGAUAUGUAUGGCCACAUAUCGGGAUUUAUAAGAAAACCAAUGAACACGCAUUUGCUUAAAGUGAAGUCUGGUAUAUUUGCCAAACACUUGAAAAAGAAUACCAAUAGAAAAUGUUCCCAUUCCUAAAUAUAGAGCGGUUGGAAACACGAUAACAUUUCAGAAUCCAGUAGAAAUGUCGUCGGAGUAUGAUGUGUUCGUUUUUCCAAAUGCAGUCGAGGAAAAUUGCAACCGAGUAGACGAAGGUGAGGGGUACCGAGGGUCUGAAAUUAAGAUAUUCCCGGUCUCAUUUCGUAUCGUUUGCAUAUACAAACACAAGUGAACCGACAGUCCACCAUCAUUCAAAUUUCACUUGGCAUGGAAACAUCUCCUUCAUUCGAUGCAAUAGUGUGUGACCGUUUUAAAUAAAAACGGCAAACAAGCAACUGGGAUUAAAUACUAAUUAUGUACAGUAUUUUAUUGGUAUAGAAAUAGAGCAAACAUUAUCAUACAAACCAGCUAAAUCAAAACUAAGCAAACAUCAAUAAAAUAAUGCAGCAAAAUAUCAAUGCUAUACUUCUUUUCCAUAUGAAAGUGGUCUAAUAUUUGUUCUGCGCAGUAUGAGAACGAUGGACCGUUCUGGAAUUGUCCUGUGUAGCUCAUUACAGAAAUAAAGAUCACACGUACCUCUGUCUCUUUCAAAAACACAAAGCCUUUGUUUUUUUAAAUCUCUAUCUAGUUUAUCUAUAAAAAAUCAAAAGCUCAACAGCUGAAAACGUAUUCUGCGGGACGCAUUGUCUAAUUUACAUAGUUUGUUCUUAACCCGUCAAUAUCAUUACAAUUAUUUGACUCCUUUGUAGGAUCCAUUCUAAAUUACGCAUGUCCGGUCUGGGGUUUUACUAAAUCAAAGGAGAUAGAACGAGUACACCUAAAAUUCUGCAAAGCCAUAUUAGGUGUUAAGCUAAGUACAAGUAAUGCUGCUGUAUACGGGGAAUUAGGGAGGUACCCGUUAUUCAUAACUAGAUAUAUACAAAUAAUUAAGUACUGGUUCAAACAAAUCACCACCGAUAAUAUCAUAUUGAAAAAUAUAUAUCUGAAUGCCUGUAGCAAAUGUGAUAACGGCGCUAAUAACUGGGCCAGUAAGGUAAAAAAGUUUUUGCAUAAUCUAGGAUUUGCUGAAGUAUGGGAUUUCCCCCAAAGUGUUGAAAUAAAUUUAUUUUUACCGAUAUUCAUGCAAAGAUUAAUAGAUUGUUACUUGCAGCAGUGGCGUACUGACAUAAGAAAUAAUAGCGUGUUAACACAUUUAUAUUUUUAUAUUAAAGAAGAUUUCUGCUUUGAAAAAUACCUCAAACUAUUUCAAAGUAAAACUUUCAGGUCUGCUUUGACGCGACUUCGUGUAUCUGCUCACAGGCUCCGUAUUGAGUCUGGGAGGUAUGGUAGAAACCGUCUAGAACGUCAUGAAAGAAUAUGUCAGUUUUGCGAUUUAAACGAUGUCGAAGACGAGUACCACUUCAUUUUGAAGUGUAAAGCAUAUGAGCAAUUAAGAAGUCAGCUUAUUAAACGUUAUUAUUAUACACGCCCUAGCAUGUUCAAGUUUACGCUAUUGUUACAGUCCAAAAACAAGUCCAUCUUACUUAAUUUAUGUAAAUUUAUUGUAAAAGCAAAUAAUAGUCGAAAUGAACUAUCUACUCACCUGUAGAUUACCAGUUAGCAAAUAGAGUAAAUGUAUUUUAAGAGAACUUUUAUAUUUCCUAUAUGAUUAAGCAUCUCACAGAGUUUAAAUUGGAAAACAUAUCUCAUUUUCGCUUUAAUUCUGUUCAUUCUCCACUUUGUAUGAUGAAUUAAGGAUUAAGUUAAUAGCUUCUAAAUACUUCUUCUUUUUCAGCUCAGCACAUUUGUAUUGCUUUGAUGGAAUUUUGUCUCUAUUUUGUAUUGCAAAAGUUUUCCAUAUGUGUUGUCAUAAUAUUAGCCAGUUUCAUUGUAUGCGUGACCUCUAAAAUUGUAUUAUG
This is a messenger RNA of Mercenaria mercenaria, 11931 nucleotides long. RefSeq names its product von Willebrand factor D and EGF domain-containing protein-like. Lineage: Eukaryota; Metazoa; Mollusca; Bivalvia; Venerida; Veneridae. Gene Ontology annotation, biological process: axon guidance; heterophilic cell-cell adhesion; Notch signaling pathway. Gene Ontology annotation, cellular component: cell surface; plasma membrane; signaling receptor complex. Bases 96 to 5648 code for a protein of 1850 amino acids. Gene Ontology annotation, molecular function: calcium ion binding. The record is from RefSeq and is a predicted model, not a curated record. The transcript is spliced from 42 exons.